AUUUGGACUCCGUUGAAGCCGGGCUGCGGUUCCCGCUCCAUCCGUUCUAUGUGGAAUUCUUCCACUGCUUCCAGGUGGCCCCGGCGCAGUUCAUGCCAAAUUCCUAUAGGUUCAUAUCUGCCUUUCUGGUGCGCUGCAAACUAGCGGGAGCCACUGCCACCCUGGAGCUUUUCCACUACUUCUAUCGCAUCACUCCCCAGAACUCCGAUGGUUAUCUGAGCGUGGCCGCACGUCCAGGAAGGAAGCUUUUCAAGAACUACCCUUCGUCCAUCCACGACUGGAAGAACCGCUUCUUCUUUCUUAGAUAUGAUGGGCCUCCCCUCCCAGUUCGAUGGAAUGGUUAUCCCCCAAAGAUUGAGUCACCGGAGCCGUCCGACGAUCUAUUUGGGGAUGUGGAGAAGGUGUUGGAGGGUGGCGUCCGUCCAAUAGCCGAAUACCUGACCUUCGAGGCACUCUCCGGGGCAGGCAUAGGUUCACCACCAGAUAGAGAUCAGAUGAAUCAUGCCGAGUGCCUGAAGACGAGGAAGGCCAAGGCGGCCGCUGCUAAAGCCGCACUGGCGAAAGCCAAAAACGCCCCCGCCUCGGAGUCCAACUCCUCGGCUUCUGAUGCUGCCCGGCGAACUGCUGAGGGUGAACAGCACCUGAUCGCCACUGUGCUGGCUCAGGGUUCUGGGGCCCCUGCUCUGGAAGCGGCCCUUCCACCGCCGGUCGUCCCGUCGAAGGCGGCUCCUCAAAAGGGGACGGAGAAGGUCCCCGAGAAGAAACAGAAGAGGGGCCGCGAGGCAGGCUCCACCGGGCCCCUGCUUGAAGACGCCGGCUCUUUGCCAUUGCGCCGCCCGGCGGAAGAACUGUGGAGGGAGAUGGCCCUCCAGGCCGGUCUUGAACUGCC
Molecule: messenger RNA, 889 nt
Organism: Cuscuta epithymum
Lineage: Eukaryota; Viridiplantae; Streptophyta; Magnoliopsida; Solanales; Convolvulaceae
Source: the annotation of a GenBank genome assembly